AUGGCUAACCCCGAUGACUACACUAUCGGCUGGAUUUGCGCCUUGCAGGAAGAGUAUGAAGCCGCAUGCCGUAUGCUUGACGACGAGUUCGAAGUUCUUGGUCGCAUCCAUCAACAUAAUGUGGUAAUUGGAUGUCUCCCACAUGGUAGAUAUGGUAUUAGUUCUGCUGCUAUCGUUGCUAAGGACAUGAUUCGGUCUUUUCCUUCUUUAAAAUUCGCUUUAAUGGUGGGCAUUGGCGGAGGUGCUCCAACACCAGAGAGAGACAUACGUCUUGGCGAUGUGGUUGUCAGUGUACCACAAGGUAGAUUAGGAGGUGUCAUACAGUAUGACUUUGGGAAGAGGUUAUCAGGAGGUCGGUUCCAACAAACUGGCCAAAUGAACUCCCCCCCAGGUUUGCUAUUAGGGGCGAUCCCCGAGAUGCAGCGUCGACACAAUGACCCCAGGAAGCCAGAUAAACUAGCAGAACAUAUCAAGCUGAUGGAUGAUAUGCUUGAAUAUCAGCGCCCUAAUGAAGAUCGACUAUACCGCGCAGAUUACGAGCACCAGGGUGGAAUCACAUGCGAGAAGGUAGCCAAACGAGCUGUCAAUGUCCAUUACGGUAUCAUAGCAUCCGCUAACUCGGUUAUGAAAAGCGCCAAAGAAAGAGACCAACUUGCUCGGGAUCCGGAACUUAAAGUAUUAUGCUUUGAAAUGGAAGCUGCUGGCUUGAUGAACAACUUUCCCUGCUUGGUGAUCCGAGGAAUUUGUCAUUAUUCCGAUUCGCACAAGAACUACGAGUGGCACAAAUAUGCAGCACUCGCAGCGGCCGCAUAUUCAAUAAACGACGUCAUGAAGAGGUUCGUUGAUAUCCAUCACAUAACCGGCUAUUGGACUCACCACUUACAUAAAAAGGGGGGCCUUGCAACAAGAUUGACGAUCAUCUAA
Messenger RNA from Daldinia loculata, 924 nucleotides. Its product is annotated as nucleoside phosphorylase domain-containing protein. The record is from RefSeq and is a predicted model, not a curated record. Gene Ontology annotation, biological process: nucleoside metabolic process. The transcript is spliced from 4 exons. Gene Ontology annotation, molecular function: catalytic activity. The coding region runs from base 1 to 924 and encodes 307 amino acids. Lineage: Eukaryota; Fungi; Ascomycota; Sordariomycetes; Xylariales; Hypoxylaceae.